GUUCACAGGCUCUGCCUCCUUGCCCUUCUUCCGCUUCAGCCCUGAGACUCUGGAGGUGCCGCCCCGCAGCGAAAAGACCAUGGAGAUCAUUUAUAGGCCCCUGGAGGAAGGUGAAGGAGACGCCGAGGUGAUGUUGAAGAGCCCGGAGUUGGGAACUUAUCCCUACACCCUGAACUGGCGCGCCACCCCUGCGGGCUUCGAACGGGCCUUGGUUCUGAAAGCACCGCUUGGUGGCUCAGUGGUGGAGAACUUCAAGUUCCUCCACUAUGCCAAGGAGACAGUGAAGUACAAGGCCAAAGUGGAGGCAGCACCCGGGCAGAAAGGCCCUGGAAGCGAUUUCUUCUUGGAGAGCUCAGAGGUCACGGCCACUGGCGCCACCGGCGAGCCGGUCCCCACGGAGCUGGGCGUGAAAUUCCAACCCUCGAUGCUGGGAGAAUGCCGGGCGCUGCUCGUGAUCAGCGGGCCUGGGGGUGGUGAGUACAAAGCAUUGCUCACUGGCUUCGCGCAACCACCGCAACCACAGGGUCCGAUUACCAUGAUGAACGGCAAGCAGGGUACGGUGGAGUUCCGAAACCCGUUCGACAAGCCCACGGACUUCUCUUUGCAGGUGGACAACCCCUGCUUCAUGGUGCCAACGAGAACACAAAGGAUCGACCCGCAAAAAUCAGUGCAGAUCUCGGUGAACUUCAAGUCUGAUAGGCCACAGGGAGGACGUCUCAUCAUUUCCUGCGACAAGGUGUCCACACCAUGGAUUUUCUUUCUGAAGGGAGAAGUGUAG
Messenger RNA from Durusdinium trenchii, 778 nucleotides. The record is from the annotation of a GenBank genome assembly. NCBI's taxonomy places the organism in Eukaryota, Dinophyceae, Suessiales, Symbiodiniaceae.